AUGGACGCCCUAAGCCCUAUUGCCCAUCCCCUAGCCGACAAGAAAUUGAGCAAGCGAGUAUUGAGAACAGUCAAGAAAGGUUCUAAACAAAGGGCAAUUAAGAGAGGCGUCAAGGAAGUGGUCAAAGCCUUGAGAAAGGGCGAGAAAGGGUUGGUUGUGAUGGCUGGAGAUAUUUCACCAAUGGACGUUCUAACACACAUUCCUUUGCUCGCGGAGGAGAAUGGAUCUGGAUACAUCUUUGUGCCCACCAAGGAAUCGCUUGGGGCAGCUUCCUCUACAAAACGGCCAACUAGCUGCGUGAUGAUUUCCACGUCCCGAGGCGGCAGCAAAGCCAUGCAAGAAAAAUUUGCUGCAAAGAAAAAGGCACUGAUUGAAGCAGAUCCAUCGAAAGCCGCGAAAAUUCAAGCUGAUGAAGAUGAAUAUACCACCUCUUUCGAAGCUGUCCUUGGCGAAGUCCUACAACUUAACGAAAAAAUCUCUUUUUAA
Messenger RNA from Puccinia triticina, 486 nucleotides. RefSeq lists its product as uncharacterized. The transcript has 6 exons. Gene Ontology annotation, biological process: rRNA pseudouridine synthesis; snRNA pseudouridine synthesis. Bases 1 to 486 code for a protein of 161 amino acids. The record is from RefSeq and is a predicted model, not a curated record. NCBI's taxonomy places the organism in Eukaryota, Fungi, Basidiomycota, Pucciniomycetes, Pucciniales, Pucciniaceae. Gene Ontology annotation, molecular function: box H/ACA snoRNA binding. Gene Ontology annotation, cellular component: box H/ACA snoRNP complex; nucleolus.